AUGCCCUCUUCGCGGGUCAAGGAUCUCAUCAAGGACUUCGAUCUGGCCAAAGUAUUCACUGUUCGAUCGAGGCGCCCAUACGAAACAGACGCACGCAACGCAGUUCGCCAACUGCCCACCAUGGAGGCGAUGACUAUCUCUGUAGACAUCACUAACGACUUUCGCUUUGUUUCACCUCUCCAUUCUAAUCUAUCGCCAAGAGAGCCGGGUCCCGAAGUCUCCACCAAUGCAUCUUUCACCGGAUGCACCUGGGGCGAACCCUCUCGCAUGGCUUUCAACGCCGGUGCAGAUCCUAUUCACCUACGGAGCGAUGGGCGCAAUACCAAGCGGUUACAUACUAAGGUGCUUGUCCCUUUCCGACAGCUAUCCAUUUACGAGGGUCAGCCAAAUUCUGACCGAAACUUCAAGACUUGGACACUCAACACUGCACGGGAGGUCUUCGCACCGUGCCUUGCAGUCUGGGUUGUUUUUAAACACUUCCGUGAACUGCGGUAA
Molecule: messenger RNA, 495 nt
Organism: Suillus subaureus
Lineage: Eukaryota; Fungi; Basidiomycota; Agaricomycetes; Boletales; Suillaceae
Exons: 3
Coding region: 1-495 (164 amino acids)
Source: RefSeq, a predicted model, not a curated record